AUUGCAUUAGGUAGUAGUAACUUUGGAUUCUCAACAUGCUGAAAAGUCAGUGGUGAUGUUGGUAGUUCGACUGUGUGAGCUUCCGGUUCUUUUACGUCUGCCGUAAGAUGGGUAUAUCCCGGGACCAUUGGCAUAAGAGGAGAGCUACCGGAGGGAAAAGAAAGCCGCUCCGGAAGAAGAGGAAGUUUGAGUUGGGCAGACCUGCAGCAAAUACGAAACUUGGUCCAAGGCGUAUCCACACUGUCCGCACCAGGGGUGGUAACAAGAAAUAUCGUGCUCUGAGGUUGGACCAGGGGAACUUUGCGUGGGGAUCUGAAGGUUGCACACGAAAAACGCGUAUCAUUGAUGUUGUGUAUAAUGCUUCCAACAAUGAACUAGUAAGAACAAAAACAUUGGUGAAGAAUGCCAUUGUAGUGAUUGAUGCUGUACCAUUUAGACAGUGGUACGAAUCCCAUUAUGCUCUGCCACUUGGAAGGAAGAAGGGAGCUAAAUUGACUCCAGAGGAUGAAGAAAUUCUGAAUAAAAAGAGAUCAAAGAAAGUGGAAAAGAAAUACAAAGCUCGACAGCGCUUGGCGAAAGUUGAACCUGCACUGGAAGAGCAGUUCCAGGCAUCUAGAGUGCUUGCGUGUAUUUCUAGUCGACCUGGUCAGUGUGGGCGUGCAGAUGGAUACAUCCUCGAAGGGAAAGAACUGGAAUUCUACAUAAGGAAAACAAAAGCUAAAAAGGGCAAAUAAGGCACUAAAAAUACUGUAAUUUGUAAAUGCUGACAAGGAAAAUAAAGUUUUUCUUGUGAACAGUCAAAAA
Schistocerca cancellata (South American locust) is the source of this 804-nucleotide messenger RNA. It is a transcript of the gene RpS8, whose product is annotated as 40S ribosomal protein S8. NCBI's taxonomy places the organism in Eukaryota, Metazoa, Arthropoda, Insecta, Orthoptera, Acrididae. The record is from RefSeq and is a predicted model, not a curated record. Gene Ontology annotation, molecular function: structural constituent of ribosome. Gene Ontology annotation, biological process: translation; maturation of SSU-rRNA from tricistronic rRNA transcript (SSU-rRNA, 5.8S rRNA, LSU-rRNA). The coding region runs from base 108 to 734 and encodes 208 amino acids. The transcript has 6 exons. Gene Ontology annotation, cellular component: ribosome; cytosolic small ribosomal subunit.